CAUUCAUUCCGAUUCGGUUGCUCAGACAGUAAGAACAUGGACUACGAAAAUAUUAAAUUUUAAUUCAGAGAAGGAAGCCGAGCGGGCUGCUCGUUACUGUUGUUUUCAUUAUGCGAGCAACAAAUUUAUGUAAAAAACAAACAAUUAAAACUAAGCGAAACCACAUACAUAUGCCGGGUUAAACUCUGUAAAGCUAGAGUUUAUUUAAGUGCAGACAAAUCUAGAGUUUACUUAAAUCCUGAAUAUGUUGUGCAUAGCCAUGGCCCUCAGAGUGAUGAAAUGGAAAAAAUCAGUGCUCUUAGUGAAAUAAAACUGAAGUGCGAAAAUAAUAGCAAUUUCGACACCAAAAAAGUAUUCAAUGAUGUUCUUGCUGAGAAAACAAAAGGUGAAGCGGAGAUUUAAAUAAAUUAUGACUCUGUCAAACGCACUUUGCAAAGAAAAAGACAGCCUUUCUUGCCAAAGCCUCCAUCUUCUGCAGAGAAUGUUCUGGAAGCUUUUCAAGACGAAAAUAUUAUGAACCGUUUUGGAAUAACCAAGGGAAAUACUGCAAAUCAGUUCUAUAAAAAAGUGUACGCAUCGAGCUCGUUUGCUUAUUGCAUAUUUUCAUCAGACAAGGUAAUCACCUUGAUGCAAGCCAACAUUCCGGAGCAUAAUAGGCAUUAUUUAAUUGAUGCUACAUUUAAAGUGUGCCCUUUUGGAGAUUUUAAGCAACUUUUAAUAAUUUAUAUUAAAUAUUUGCAGAAGAUAACCCCUUUUGUUUUUGUUUUGAUGACUCGCAAAACGGAGCUGUGUUAUCAGCACUUAUUCACAUAUAUAGACUCGAACAUUUGCUGCCUUAAAGGAGCAUCCUUUAUAUCAGAUUACGAAAAGGCAAUGCGUAACGCGUUAAAAGGUCUGCAUCCCAACAUGAAUUUUUACGCCUGUUGGUUUCAUUUUACUCAAGCAUGCAAGAAAAAUGCCAAGCAAUCGAGUGGUUUUGAAAAUACGCUGAAAUGCAAUAAGAAAGCUUACAUGCUAUUUAUGAAAUUUUUGCACUUGCCGCUUUUACCAGAAAGCAAAAUUGUCGAAGCAUUUAACCUUCUAAAAGGCGAAGCAAUAAACUUAAAGAAGCUGUUUUCUCCAUUUUUUAAAUAUUUUAAUAGACAGUGGCUUAAAAAGGAGGGACCAAAAAGCAUAUCCGUGUUUAAGAGGUCAACUAGAACCACGAGCUCAGUAGAAGCUUAUAAUUUGAAUUUGGGAAAUAAAAUUCGAGCAAAUGGGCACUUUUGUAAAUUUGUUCAAUGUCUUAUUGAUGCAGAAAAUGAAAAAAGUCGCGAGUUUGCUUUACUCUUUCAAAAUGGUGGUAAUGGAAAUCAGACACAGAAGAAGAAAUUACGUGAUCGCUCAAAAAAAAUAAUGGACGCAAUGGAUCUUUUUGAAAGUUGCAAAGUUGGUCAGCUGGCAGCAGCUGGCGAACUCUGAUCAAUACCAUGACAUGUUCAUUCUGAUGCGCUCGUUUUUCCUCGUCAUAAUUAUGUGGAUUAAUCGUCACGAGUUUCUCGAAAGUGAUCUUGGAGAGAAAAUGCGCACAUACUUCCUAACCGUGUGCAAGGUAUUGUGUAAAAAAACCGACAUCGAAUCAGACUUUGCCAUGACGCUGGAGCGAUUCAUUGCCCUCUGCGUUGUACGUGCAGCAAGGAUACAUGAACCCUAAUGGUCCCUAAUGCUAAGAGAUUACCAUAAGUGUAUUUUUUUUUAUUUGUCGGUCCAUAUGGAGAAUAUCCAAGGGGCUGAGUACCAAUCCAGCUGCAGAUGCAUCCGCAAUAAAUGUUUUUAUAAAGUUAAAAAAAAA
Molecule: messenger RNA, 1831 nt
Organism: Drosophila miranda
Lineage: Eukaryota; Metazoa; Arthropoda; Insecta; Diptera; Drosophilidae
Exons: 5
Coding region: 514-1461 (315 amino acids)
Source: RefSeq, a predicted model, not a curated record